Messenger RNA from Rhodamnia argentea, 1860 nucleotides. RefSeq names its product 11S globulin subunit beta-like. Gene Ontology annotation, molecular function: nutrient reservoir activity. The transcript has 4 exons. The coding region runs from base 46 to 1635 and encodes 529 amino acids. Lineage: Eukaryota; Viridiplantae; Streptophyta; Magnoliopsida; Myrtales; Myrtaceae. The record is from RefSeq and is a predicted model, not a curated record.
AGCUUAUUCUCAAGUCUCUCUCUUUCUCUCCUGGCUUCCUACCCAAUGGCUUCAUCUCCUUCUUCUUCCUUGUUGCUCUCUCUAGGGCUCCUCGCCCUCCUUGCCGGCCUCCACGGCUGCUCCGCCCACUUCAGCAGGGCCUCAGGGCAGGGCAUCUGGCCUCUAGGCCGGCACCCGCAGCAGCGGCAGCGGCACCAGCUCCGGUUCAGGACCGAGUGCCGGCUCGACAGGCUGUACCCCCAGGAGCCGAGCCGGAGGAUCGAGGCUGAGGCCGGGUUCACCGAGCUCUGGGACGAGGAGGACGAGCAGUUCGCGUGCGCGGGGGCGGCCGCGCUCCGCCACGUCAUCCGCCGCAACGGGCUCUUGCUGCCUUCCUACACCAACGCCCCGAAGCUCAUGUACGUGGUUCAAGGAAACGGGCUUCAUGGUGCGGUCAUUCCAGGUUGCCCUGAGACAUACCAAGAGGACGAGUCUCGGUACCAAGGCCGAGGCCAAGGCUUAAGAGGUGAGGAGAGCGAGCAACGAGGAGACCGACACCAGAAGGUCCGGUUCAUCCGCGAAGGCGAUGUCAUCGCAAUUCCCGCCGGCGUCACCCACUGGACCUACAACCGGGGUCAGUCCGAUCUCGUCCUGGUUUCCGUCCUCAACACCGCCAAUGAAGAAAACCAGCUUGAUGAGAACAUCAGGAAAUUCUUCGUAGCUGGGAACCCGCAACAAUACCAACAACAAGGAGGGCGGAGCCGGAGAUGGGAACGCCAAGGCCGGCGCGGCCAGCGCGGGGGAAGGCAAGAACAGCAAGAAGAGAGCUUCGGCAACAUCUUCAACGGCUUCGACGACGACCUCCUCAGCGACUCCUUCAACGUCGACAACGAGCUAGCCCGGAGGCUCAGGGGGCAGGACGACCAGCGUGGCCACAUCGUCGAGGUCCAGGACGAUCUCCAGAUCCUCAGCCCGCGGUACGACGGGGGUGAGGAGGCAGAGCGCGAGAGGGAGCGCGAGCGUGAGCGGGAGGGAAGGCGCCGCCGCGACCGCUUCAACAACCCUGGCAACAGCACUAGCGAGGAUGAUGCUAGUGAUAAUGGCUUGGAGGAGACACUGUGCACACUCAGGCUUAGGGAGAACAUAGACAACCCUGAGCGGGCGGAUAUAUAUAAUCCUAGAGGUGGACGCAUCACCACACUCAACAGCUUUAGCCUCCCCAUCUUGAGCUACGUGCAGCUUAGUGCUGAGAGAGGUGUUCUUUAUAGGAAUGGGUUGGUAGCGCCACACUACUACCUGAACAGCCACGGACUGAUCUACGUUAUCAGAGGCAGCGCCAGGCUCCAGGUCGUGGGCGACUUGGGGCAGAUGGCAUUCGACGGCGAGCUCCGGGAGGGCCAGUUCCUGGUCAUCCCGCAGAACUUUGUAGCGAUAAAGAGGGCGAACGAGCAGGGCUUCGAGUGGAUCGGCUUCAGGACGAACGACAUGGCAACGGUCAGCCCGCUCGCGGGGAGGCUGUCGGUGUUCCGGAGCCUGCCCGAGGAGGUGAUCCAGAACGCGUACGACGUCUCGAGAGAGGACGCGAGGAGGCUGAAGUACAACAGGGAGGAGCUGACCGUGUUUAGCCCGGGGUCUGGCUAUAGAGGAAGAAACUGAGAAACCAUGUGCUUCGUGCAUGCGUAGGUACGAGGGUGAAGGGUGAAAUAGUAGUAAUGUAACGUAGCGAGGUUAAAUUUCGGAAUAAAAGAUGUCCUGUCUGAUGAGGACUACGAGGGGAUUAGUAACUAGUAAUUAAGUUUUAAUUAAGUACGUAAUGGAUGCACUACUUUGUAUGAAUUUGCGGGAAUUAAAUGAAAAAGUUCCAUCCAUGAAUUUAAUAUU